CUCCUCCUGUGGAUUUGGGUCUGGAGAGAGAAGCUGAAAACAACUUGUGUCUGACUCGGAGGCGUGGGAGUGGCUAACAGCGGUGUUAGGUUUUAAAUCCACACGUGGUCUGACUCUGCGGCUUGUUUAGCACCGCACUCAAAACUAGAAACUUCUGACCGACUCAUGCCAGCGAGUUGCCCACGUCUAUCUCUGCGGGGGCGGACGUGAUCGGACGAAGACUGUUUUUGAUAACACGGCUAAGAAGAAGAAGAAAAAAAAAUGCCUUCUUACCCCCUCAGCCAGUUCAUGGACCUGGAAGAGAUGAUGUGCAAGCAGUUACUGAAUCUGGAUUUGAGGGAGCAGAACAGACCACCGCCUCCCCUCAGCCUGGCAAUGAGAACACCAGGUUAUCUCGGCCAGCCACGUAACAACACAUCAUUCUCCCUCUCGUCUCUCUCCUGCCUCCCUGCUGAUCCUUCAGACGGCUUAUUCCAGACCUCCAGCCAGUGGGGGCAGCAGCCAGAAAGCCCUCAGCCCUCUCAGCUCGCCAAUUCCACCCAGUGGGGCAAGGCGGGCUUCCUGGCCCAGCGCUCCAUCAGCAUGGUAGAGACCGGCAGCACCACAGCAGCAAGUCUAGGCUGGCCCGGGGCUGACAUGAAGCACUCCCAAUGUGACAUCAGCCCCACUGCACUGACCACCAGCUCCUCCUCAUCCACCUCCUCUGUUUCCUCUUCCUCAUCACGUUAUAAGACUGAACUUUGUCGAUCUUUCACUGAGAGCGGCCUCUGCAAGUAUGGGGGGAAGUGUCAGUUUGCUCAUGGGAUGGACGAGCUGCGGGAUCUCAACCGGCAUCCGAAAUACAAAACUGAGCCGUGUCGCACGUUUCACACCAUCGGCUUCUGCCCAUACGGUAUGCGCUGCCACUUUGUCCAUAACAAUGAGGAGGAAAAGAAGCACGCCUCCUUCUCUCGUUCCUCCUCGUCCUCUUCCUCCUCCUCAAGCAUUAGUCAGCAGCCACCUUCCUCCUCUCGCCUGCACAGACCUCCUCUUGUCAGACAGAGCUUCAGCUUCGCUGGGUUUCCCUCUUCUAUCCAGCAGCCCAUUCAGCCUGCCCUUACUGCUCAUCUUCCUCCUGCCAGUGCUUCUUUCACAUGUGCUCCACCAGCUUCUCCUCCUUCCUGCGCUGACAUUACCGACCUCCUGUCUCAUGCCUUCCUGGAGAUGGACUUCGAGGCCUCCCCUGCCUACCAGCCACCCAUGGGCCAGGCCGCUACAGCAGAUACCCGCUCUCCAUUCCUGCCCUCUCCAGACUCCGGCUGUUCUCCAUGUGGGCCAUCUCCGAAUGCCUCCCCUUCUCUGAGACAGAGUCCCAGUGCCAUCGGAGUCUUCCCAGGACCGUUAGGUGCAAGAUCCCUGUCUUACACUUCUCUGUCAGAUCAGGAUCAGGAUGGAAGCAGCUCUGCCAGCUCGCUCAGUGGCUCUGAUUCCUGCGGAGGCAUCAUCGAUGCCAGCAGCAGACGUCUGGCAGUAUUCAGUCAGCUCUCCGUGCCUGAGGAUGCUACUGGGUUCUGCCUUUAGACUGGAACACAGACACACACAUUCGACAUGCAGACCCUGAAUACUCUGUCGAGACUCAAUAUAUGCUGCACCACACAAUGCUCGCACACACACGACCCUUAUAAAUGCACAGCUACUACACACAGCUACUGGACUGAGACCUCACACGUUCCUUGCACCUGUGUGGCGUCGAAGGAAACAAAGACUUUGUGAUUGACUGUUAACGCUCAGAGAGAUUGGCCUGUUAGAUUCAUGUGGUUAAAAUGUCACUGGCAUACAUGCGUAAGGGAAGCCACAGUGAUACCGAAACUAAAAUGUGUGUUGCCACCAAAACGGCGUUCAUAUCAAGAGAGAAGUUUAAUAGCGUUGGAAGUUAUUGAUGCAUUAUCACAACUCUACGUUGAGAUGGCAAAGAUAAUGUAAUCAGUGUGAUUGGCCGAUGAGUGCCUCUUGUUUUUGAAGUCCAACCACACCAUUUUUAUGACAUCAUCUUGUGACUGAUCUAAAGAAUGUGACAAAGCCAAAGACAUCUGUUUUGUAGCUCAGUGGUACAAACACACAAUGUGACCUUUUUGUUUAUGAACUGUUGUUUUGCCACUAACUGUCCACAGUAUUGUCUUCAUAAGCUGGUGAAGUAUGUCUCCCCCCCCCCUCACAACUGUACAGUCUUGAGGUCAUGUUUAGAUCACUGGCCUCGUACCUGAAUGUUUUAAACAAUUGCCCGUAGCGUUAUUGAACAGGCCGUGUUACUUUGUUGAAGCUGGUUUGUUAGGAGAGAUGUGACAAGGGGUGAGAGUCUGUUUUUGUUUUUUUUUGUUUUUCAAAUCAAGCAAGUUAGUGUGAGUUCUCUGUUCUUUGUCUCGUGUGCCAAACGACCAAAGGUAAGCUACGAUUACUCAGAUUGAACCGAACAACAAAGCCCAAGUGUGCCUGAUCAGACUUUUACAAAUCUGAUGUCCAUGACAUAUCUCUAAUUUAUUAGUGUCGAUAUGUGUUAGCACAAACAGUUAGCAUUGCGGAAAAGCGAUAAAGAUGGACCAAAAACGCCCUAAGUGAGAUGCCGUCACGUUCUUCUGCAUCUUGUUUUGUUAAACUGAUUUAAUUUGAACAUGGCUUGAAUUACAAAUCACCUUAUUGUGUCAUGCACCUGUUUGGUGAAAGUCCUGUUUACCUCUGGCAUGCUACCUAAAAACAACUUUGUGUUUGUUGUAUUGUACCUUAAACAUUCCCAGGAGUGGCUCCCUCCCCCCCUCAUCGACAGGCAGCACCAAUGUUCCAUUUUUGAUAAUAUUCAUGGUUCCAUGCCUCUCACCCCACUCACCUUAUUUCAUAUCUCCUUCAGUAUUGACUCCUGUUACAGUUUUGUACUGUUAGGAAUGUGUAGCGUCCUGGUCACACAUGAGUGAACUGUGCGCCCAGUUCUGUUGCCCUAUGGAGCUAGGUCCAGCGCUCUGUAGGGUUAAGGGUAUGUAUGCUUAGCGUUAUAGAAGUUUUACUGGGCUGUUUUGUGUGUUUAUGAUGUAGUCGGUUAGGAGAACAGACACCAUGCUGUUACUGGUCUAUUUAAAAAUUGCCUUUUCAUCAACAUGUUUGAGGCCUGUUUAGUGUUAAAGGUGAUAAUCUUUAGUAAAUUAAUUUCUUUAAUUUAUUUUAACGUAUUUAUAGAGGACUGAGUUGUUAAUGCUUGUAUCAAGUUUAAUAUAUUUGUUUUGCUUUUUGCUUUUUUUUUGUACUGGAAAUAAAAUUGUUGUUUUUUUUUUUACUGAC
Acanthopagrus latus (yellowfin seabream) is the source of this 3306-nucleotide messenger RNA. RefSeq lists its product as uncharacterized. The record is from RefSeq and is a predicted model, not a curated record. Bases 262 to 1560 code for a protein of 432 amino acids. Gene Ontology annotation, molecular function: metal ion binding; mRNA binding. NCBI's taxonomy places the organism in Eukaryota, Metazoa, Chordata, Actinopteri, Spariformes, Sparidae. The transcript has 2 exons.